This is a messenger RNA of Onychostoma macrolepis, 2963 nucleotides long. It is a transcript of the gene zdhhc23a, whose product is annotated as zinc finger DHHC-type palmitoyltransferase 23a. The record is from RefSeq and is a predicted model, not a curated record. The transcript is spliced from 9 exons. Gene Ontology annotation, biological process: protein targeting to membrane; peptidyl-L-cysteine S-palmitoylation. Lineage: Eukaryota; Metazoa; Chordata; Actinopteri; Cypriniformes; Cyprinidae. The coding region runs from base 832 to 2721 and encodes 629 amino acids. Gene Ontology annotation, cellular component: Golgi apparatus; endoplasmic reticulum. Gene Ontology annotation, molecular function: protein-cysteine S-palmitoyltransferase activity.
ACCUCUCCGCGACGUUUCACGUUGUCGCUGUCACAGUAACACCUGCCAGCUUCCUUUUUCAUCGCCGCCACCCAGCCCUAAUCGGUAACAACGCUUGUAAACAGAUCCUCUGACGCGCCUGCUCUCUCAGAACGCUUGAGAGAGCGGAGCGUUUGCGCUCAGAGUUAUCUAUCACUGCCUUCCGGACAGUCCUGAGAGGCUUCACGGGCUGCACCUCAUAGCCCGAUAAACCCUACAAGGACGCGCCUUUCUGUUUAUUGGAGGUAUUUUAAGGAGCAAACGAAUGAUGUAUCUUUUUAAAAAUAUAUAUUUUGCUUUUUAAAUGAAACGAAGACGAGCCUGGACUUCCAUCUGCGUUCUUUUACGGGAAGUACUCAUUUGACAGGGGACAAAAAACGGAUUAACUGGAAAACUUCAGCUGGAUUUCUGUGGAUGGCAUUUUGACACCUUAGGCUAAUAAAAAAACUGGAGUGACCUGUUCUUUCGCCAAACUUCUAAAAGUGCUUCACAGAAGAUGAGGAACUAAUUAGGACUUGCCACAAAUUAAUGUAGCCUCUUCCUGGGAUGCACUUCCACCUGUGUUGAGGCUGUUAAACCAUAGACAGUGAAACGCAUGAUUUUUACAUGAAGCUUCUGAUGGAAAGAGCAGCAGAUGAUGAGUAAAGAAGCUGAACAAGAAAUCUGCAGUCAUCUGUUCUGUCAACUAUCUGCUAAAACUACCAACAGCCCUCUUCCAAGUUGAAUUAACCCUUUCCACUCAGCUGUGAUCUAACCUACUCCUAAAGAAAGCUUGAUUUCACAGUGGAAGCAGGUUGUCUCUGACAUAAAGAGAUGAAACGAGAACGUUUUAAGCCCCCAGAACCAGAUGACCCUCUGUGCUGCUGUGGAGACAUCGACCAGCAAAGAGAGUACUGCUGCUGUGACUGUGAAGAACUUGAUGAUGCCUGUGAAAGGUUACUUAGAGGAGAGCCAGACAAGCCAGACAUCUUCUCUCAUUUCAUCUCUCGUAUGGCUGAUCGUUUGGGUUUGCCAUCUUGUGCCAUAGGACCCCUUCGUUUGGAAAUAUCUGUCUUGCCUCCGAUGGUAUUAAUUCCUGGCCUGCUGCGAGUGGCAGCAAUGAACUGUGUGUUGGGAGUUGUAGUUCUAACUGCCCUGCCAGGACUGGUGCUUUGGUAUUACUAUGUGACUCACAGAAGGAAAAGACGCACAUUGUUUUUCCUUAGCUUAGCACUUUUCUCCCUUGCCUACAUGUACUACCUUUUCCUUACUGAGAUCGUUCCCAGAGGAGACGUCAGUAAUCUGCAGCUGGUUACUGCGACGACAGGCAUGAUGUUGACGCUUAUCUCCCUUGUGCGCACCAAACAAGGACCAGGCCUUGUCAAAUCCCAAUCAUUAGCUCAGGGAAUUAACAGUAUCUCUACAACCAAUCAGAGCACAAACAUACCUGGAGACUCUACCCCCUGCAAUGGAAACAGCCAGUCAAAUGGGGAAAAGGAAGGAAAGAAGAAGUUAUGUCCUGUUUGCCGAUUGGUGCGCCCACCAAGGGCAGGGCACUGCAGGAUCUGUGGAGCUUGUGUCCUUCGAAUGGACCACCAUUGUGUUUGGAUAAACAGCUGUGUAGGUCAAGCCAAUCACAGGCAGUUCAUUUUGAUGCUCCUUCUCUUCCUGCUGACAUCGUUCUACGGGAUCGGUUUGGUGUUACGGAGUAUAUGUCCAAGACAGAAUCUAUUCACAGCCAUGUUAUACUGCCCUGGAGUCUAUAACCAAUACAGCACAGCGCUGUGCUUUACAUGUGUGUGGUACAGCGUUAUCAUAACAGGCGGUCUGCUCCACCUGUUCAUCCUUCAGAUCAUCAAUGUCAGUUACAACGUAACAGAACGCGAAGCUCAGAUCGCUUUGCGCAACAAAACUGGCAGACGGCGCUUCUGUGGCCUGGUUGUGGAGACUGGCGUCUAUUCACGAGGCUUCCUCCAGAAUUGGAUUCAGUUCCUCACAAUGAGCAUGGAUGAGAACGGUUCCCCUUUCACCUUCACAGACAUGCAGACGGCAUCACACGUCCUGUGUAGCACAACCAUGAGGAUUGGACAAAGUAAUUCUUUUCUUUUGCCUGAACAGCACUGGAUCCAUCUGUUGAUAUUCUUUAUAACCCUUAUAACAGGGGCCUUUACAGAUGACGAUGUGAUAAGAGCUCUGUUGGGUGGGAGUGCGUCUUUUAACUUUAAGGUUACAGCAGACAUGAAAGUAACCCUAGCUGUAUGGAAAAAGUGUCCAAAUCAGAAAGUUUUUGUGUUCAGCCCCAUCCAUGGACUUACUAUAGUUGACAAAAACUAUACUGGUCGUCUUUCCGUAAAAUCUAACCACAGCAUUAUACUGGAUAAAUUACAAGAGAGUGACUUUGGGACUUACUGUUACAAACUCACCACUUUCCCAAAUGGGAGUCUUCAAGGACAAAAUAAGCUAGAGAAAACAACAGAAAAUGGUGAUGUGCCCAUCACGAUAAUCUCCGUGGGUUGCAGCAUAGGUUUAAUAGUAUUAUGUGGAAUCAUCGUUGGAGUGGUCUGCUGUAAGAAGAGGAAAAGCAACACUGCGUUGCAUACUGGAGGACCUCCUGGCAGUCAGCCCUCCGUGCGGCUGAAAAAUAAGAAGCGACCCAAGCGCAUACGCUCACAGAAUGAAGAAGGGGUGGAGAAUGAAGACUUCAAUUACCUGAAUAUUAAUUAACCUACACACUAUGUCUAUAAUGGAUAUUACUGUGGAUAAUUUUUUACAAUUGACUGUUUUAAUGACAAAAAAGAAGUCAGUCCAAUUUGGAACAAUAAUCCCACGUGGACUGUAUAUGCACUCAUAAGCUUUUCUUCCUAGCUUUUAAAUAGACUUUAGUUCAGUCUUAUUUUGUAUUCAUUUUUAUCUUGUAAUAUACAACUUUUUUUUUUUGUCUGUGGCAGUAAACAUGUUGUCUCUUU